Molecule: messenger RNA, 1056 nt
Organism: Candidula unifasciata
Lineage: Eukaryota; Metazoa; Mollusca; Gastropoda; Stylommatophora; Geomitridae
Source: the annotation of a GenBank genome assembly
GCAGCUUCCUACUACUGCACCAGGCUAGGGUUCGAGCCCUUCAUGUACAAAGGCCUAGAGACAGGGAGCAGACAGGUUGCAGCUCAUGUCGUCAAGCAAAAUAAGAUUAUUUAUGUCUUCCAGUCCAUGCUGGAGCCAGACAAGCCAGUGGAAAUGGCUAAACACUUGACAAAACAUGGGGAUGGUGUCAAGGAUGUGGCCUUUGAAGUUGAAGAUUUGGAUGCCAUUGUCAAGAAAGCCAGAUCUCGUGGGGCCACUGUUGUCAAGGACAUCUGGAAAGAGACUGAUGAGCAUGGCACAGUACGAAUGGCAAUCGUUCAGACAUACGGAGACACCACUCACACACUAAUUGACCGAUCCAACUACAAAGGUCCAUUUUUACCCGGCUACAAGAAAGAUAGCCACACUGACGUCUUGCUUAAGACAUUGCCAGCAACAGGACUUUUGCACAUUGACCAUAUUGUGGGGAAUCAGCCUGACUUAGCAAUGAAUGAUGUCGUCGACUGGUAUGAAAGGAACCUGAUGUUCCACCGGUUCUGGUCUGUUGAUGACAAGCAGCUGAACACAGAGUUCUCCGCUCUUCGCUCCAUUGUCAUAACCAACUAUGAGGAAACAAUUAAAAUGCCAAUUAACGAACCUGCCCCUGGAAAAAGAAAAAGUCAAAUACAGGAGUAUGUUGACUACUAUGGUGGUGCCGGUGUGCAGCACAUUGCAAUGAGAUCUGAGAACAUCAUAGAGUCGAUUACAAGUCUGAGAGCUAGGGGACAGCAGUUUUUAGACAUCCCACCAACAUAUUAUCGCACACUGAGAGAAAACCUGAAAAACUCUAAGGUGAAGGUAACAGAAAACCUGGACGAGUUGGAACGACUGCACAUUCUCAUUGACUACGAUGAAGAAGGAUAUUUACUGCAGAUUUUUACCAAAAACAUGCAAGACAGGCCAACUUUGUUCCUGGAGGUCAUCCAAAGACAUAAUCACCAGGGUUUUGGAGCAGGAAACUUCAAGUCCCUAUUUGAAGCCAUUGAAGCUGAUCAGGCAGAAAGAGGCAAUUUGUAA